This is a messenger RNA of Hyla sarda, 932 nucleotides long. RefSeq lists its product as uncharacterized. The coding region runs from base 195 to 890 and encodes 231 amino acids. The transcript has 6 exons. The record is from RefSeq and is a predicted model, not a curated record. NCBI's taxonomy places the organism in Eukaryota, Metazoa, Chordata, Amphibia, Anura, Hylidae.
AGAAAAAGAACUGAGUGCCACACGCUCUCUGAACACUCUUGGCUGACGACGUUUUGUGAUUAAGGACUGAGGUUGUGUUUCCUCAUUCUGCCACAUCAUCAUUAUGGGUUCGGUGUUUACCAAAACCGAAAAGCUGAUUGUCAACUCAGAGAAGACGUCACUUAUCUGUCAAGAAUUCAAAAACGUGGGUGAGGAUGUCCAAACAACCACGCACUGAGCAGUCCAAAAGUGUCACGUCAGAGAAAAGACAGUCCACAAAUGCCAGACAACGGGGGCAAACCUUCCAUCAUAAAGAACUUGUGGAUAUGGUUCGGCUCAUUGAUGAGUUGAGUGCCACACGUGCCCCAAGAGGGCAGGUGAACCAGCAAAAACAUGACAUAAUGUCUCAAGUAGCUACCUAUCUUAAGGAAAAAUAUGGAACAUUCCACACUUCCAAACAAGUAAAAAAACGGUUCUCCGACUUAAAGGUUCGCAAAACUCGUAGACUGGGGUCUAUUCGCCGACAGAUUGCUGAAGAACAUGAGCCAAAGGAAGACACACAGUUGCAGGCAAAAUGUACAGAUGAGGAGGAGCCAAGUGUUAGUGGCAAUUGCAACAAGCCAGAUGAGAAUCAGGAAAUGUUGGUUUGCCCGGAAACAGAAUAUUUUACAUUGCAUUUGCAACCCAUUGAUAGUGAAAAAUUUGAACAACUUCCAGAGCCACAAAGGGAGAAUCCAGAAACCAAAACUAUUAGAUUUCUGGAUCGGAGGCUAUGUCAAAUGCAAGAAGAGUUAACUAGCCAAAUGUCCACCUUAAUCCAAAAAAUGGAGGAGAAAAUAAAUGCAAAACUUGACCAUGUGCUUGCUCGAAUUACUGUUUUGGAAGAAAAAUGCAAUGUUUUGAAUCCGUAAAACACCCCAAAAAUAUACACGUUUCAGUGUUAGGGUGGUUUC